AUGGCGAACACGUACACAAAUUCUCUUGAAAACUCUUUCAGGAAUGACGAUGUUUUUGCAAGCCAAAUACAUGCUAACGAAUGYCAAACACUGGUGGAAUUCGGAAACACUGGAAUWCUCAGCAUAAAAUCAUCGGUAUUUAAUUACUUUGAGGGGAAUUCAGAGCUUGAAGUACAAAGACACUUCGACAAGGCUUUCUUCCUWCCAAUGGCCGACUCUCGCCAAAUAGRACCAUUCCCUCUUCCCAUGAGAGAACGCAAACUCCCGCCAUCCUUUUGGCGACAAGAUUUGACGUCAUCAGCUCAUUUCCGUCACCCGAUGACGCUGAAUGUCAAUCACCACAAUAAUGACAUGCAUGACAUUCAUCAACAGUCAGGAUAUACAGGGGUUUUGAACCUCGGCCAGGCCACCGAKACAAGACUUAUAUCMUAUGCAAAACUCCCAUCGUCUGUGCUGACUGCGACUGCGCAGAAUGUAAAACUCACACAUGCGCAGAUGAAUGACAGGCCGAGGUGCUCUCUUGUUGAUGCAAAAACUGUGUAUUAUUCGUAUGGGCCCAGAGUGGGUCAUGGCUUCAACCCACGAUAUAACUUUAUGCUAGUCCAACCUGAUGUUAAGCCCGAGUUGCCUCUCGUGCAUGGACAACAGAGACGGAAUGGUAACAAGAAAGGAUAAAGGGCGGAGUCGCAUUUCAAAGGMGUUCUUGRGCUACAUCGUUAACUACUCAUAGUACUAUUGCCUGUUCACGGAUUUUGUGCGAUGUAUAUUGUUUUUCUCAUCCGAUUUUGAAGAAAUAAAAACUACGGUUAUUGUAUGAUAU
Molecule: messenger RNA, 820 nt
Organism: Exaiptasia diaphana
Lineage: Eukaryota; Metazoa; Cnidaria; Anthozoa; Actiniaria; Aiptasiidae
Exons: 2
Coding region: 1-675 (224 amino acids)
Source: RefSeq, a predicted model, not a curated record